UUCGGAUUUAUUUGUCGACAAUUCUAAAUUAUUUGCUUACUCGUCAUCUUAAAGCACGAAUGUCUCGAGUGUCCCGGUGCAUACAAUUGCCUUCGAUAUAUUCCGUUCUGUCUUCCAAAUUCAUUUUUGAAUAUCAACUUUAUCGACCGGCGGUAGAUUCCAUCCAACGAUCUGUAACUAAUCUGCAGCAGGGCAAACCUGCACAACCUGCCGUCUGCGAGAGGCUCGUCACGUAAACAGAAACACCGCUACAUAAUUAUAUUAAUAAGCAGUUAUUAAUAGUAUUCCGCAUGAAUUAGCGUAUAUUUACGUGUACAAUAUAUCGUAUUGUACGCGACUGACUGUGCCCUCGGGUCAAAGUUCAAAAGUCCGCGUUUGCGACAGUUCCGUAGGUCGAACGUCAAGCGAGAAACGGUGCGAGGAAACAAUGGCAAUGCAGUGCAUGAGAUUACUUGCGAGUAACGUGCCCAGAACUGCAGCUUGCAAUGCCAGCCGACACAUUGCCUCGCUUUCCAUGCUGCCAGACACGCAUCAGAUGUUGUACAAAACGUGCAGGGACUUCGCCGAGGCGGAAUUGAAGCCUGUCGCGGCGGAGAUCGAUAGGAAGCACCUUUUCCCGAAGGAGCAAGUCAAGAAGAUGGGCGAGUUGGGUCUCAUGGGUCUGUGCAUUCCUGAAUCGCUUGGCGGAGCGGGGCUGGACUACCUGGCGUACGCUAUCGCCAUGGAGGAGAUCUCCAGAGGUUGCGCGAGCGCCGGAGUUGUAAUGAGCGUGCAAAAUUCCCUCUACCUGGGCCCGCUGGACGCGUUCGCGACCGACAAGCAGAAGGAAAAGUACAUCGUUCCCUUCCUGAGCGGCGAGAGGAUCGGCUGCUUCGCCCUCAGCGAGCCGGGCAACGGAUCUGACGCCGGCGCGGCGUCCACCACCGCCAAGUCGGACGGUAGCGUUUACACGAUUAACGGCACCAAGUCGUGGAUAACGAACGGCUUCGAGGCCAGCGGGAUAGUUCUCUUCGCGACGACCGACAAGUCCAAGAAGCACAAAGGUAUAAGCGCCAUCAUAGUGGACAGUCCGACGGCGGGCCUGAGCCUGGGCAAGAAGGAGGACAAGCUGGGUAUACGAGGCAGCAGCACUUGCUCCUUGAUCUUCGAGGACUGUCAAGUGCCACGAGAUAACACCCUAGGCGAACCAGGAAUGGGUUUUAAGAUCGCUAUGAUGACUCUAGAUGGUGGCAGAAUAGGAAUCGCCGGACAAGCAUUGGGCAUAGCACAAGCAUCCUUGGACUGCGCGAUGGAUUACGCAACCAAGCGCCAAGCCUUCGGCCAGUCGAUCAUCAAGCUGCAGACGAUCCAACAAAAAAUCGCUGACAUGGCUUUGAGACUGGAAAGUGCAAGAUUGUUGACGUGGCGAGCCGCGCAGCUUAAGGAUAACGGUAAACCGUACACGAAGGAAGCCGCUAUGGCCAAACUGUCGGCAUCGGAGACCGCCACAUUCUGCGCUCAUCAGUGCUUACAGAUUCUGGGAGGGAUGGGAUACGUGUCGGAUAUGCCGGCGGAACGUUAUUACAGGGAUGCGCGUAUCACGGAAAUCUACGAAGGCACGUCGGAGAUCCAGAAACUUGUGAUCGCCGCGAAUCUCAUCAAAGAAUACGGUCUCAAUUGAGAUCACACCGAUUCACGCACGUAAGAUAUAAUCCUUCCGUAUCUUUCAUAUCCCAAGAAACAGUAAAAUAUAUAUAUAUUUUUUGUUAUAUGUAUUGCAUCUAAUAUUAGACUUUGUAUAUAUAUAUA
Messenger RNA from Wasmannia auropunctata (little fire ant), 1788 nucleotides. RefSeq names its product short-chain specific acyl-CoA dehydrogenase, mitochondrial (gene Arc42). Gene Ontology annotation, biological process: butyrate catabolic process; fatty acid beta-oxidation using acyl-CoA dehydrogenase. Gene Ontology annotation, molecular function: flavin adenine dinucleotide binding. The coding region runs from base 428 to 1660 and encodes 410 amino acids. The transcript has 5 exons. NCBI's taxonomy places the organism in Eukaryota, Metazoa, Arthropoda, Insecta, Hymenoptera, Formicidae. The record is from RefSeq and is a predicted model, not a curated record. Gene Ontology annotation, cellular component: mitochondrion.